UGUCCCAAAAAAUAAGGUCCUAGGAGUGGGGUCGCAGAAGUGCAGGUCCUUGGAAUUGCGUCCUCCAGUUAUUGGGUUAUGUUUUGAAUGCUGCGCAGAUUCAGCGCACAUACUCAACUCAUGAAUCAAUAUUAGAUAUAGUCGAUUUACGCAGGAAUUCGACUGCGCAUUUCUGAAUUAUUUCAACACAACCGUCACUAAGCAACAGGUAAAGGCCCAAGAAACACAAUAUGGGCAGACACAUGAAACCUGUGAGACUGACCUUUCAUCACAGUUUCGUAGUUAGCUACGGUCUUUUGUUGUUCUUCCUUCUGUCCAUCUCUGUGAAUGGACAAAAACCAGGACCAUCUUUCAUGGUGACAUUUCCAGCUGUGAUCCAGUCUGGAUCUGAAGCCAAACUGUGUGCAAGUCUCCUGAAGCCCAAUGAAAGUCUCAUAAUGAACGUUUAUGUAGUGAAUGAUUUGGAGAACACAUUACUGCUGCAGGAGAAAACCGACCAAGAGUUUCACCGAUGCUUUAACUUCCAGGCUCCACUAGUAGUAGGAGACUCAGUCCAGAAAAUAAAGGUGGAAGUUAAGGGGGAGUCUUUCCAAAUGACUGAAGAGAGAAAAGUGAUGUUUAGACACUACAAUCCUCUGACCUUUAUUCAGACUGAUAAACCCAUCUAUAAUCCAGGACAAACAGUACAUUUCAGAGUUGUUACCAUGGAUAAAAAUUUCAUACCCCUUGAACUACAGUACAGUACAGUGGUGCUUGAGGACAGUCAGAGGAACAGAAUCGGUCAAUGGACAAAUAUUUCCUCAACACGCUGGAUAUUACAGCGUUCUUAUGAUUUAAAUCCAGAAGCUCGUGAAGGCACAUACACACUGAAGGCUUACAUUGGUGAAAGAGAGACUACAUUUUAUUUUUCAGUGAAAAAAUAUGUUUUGCCCAAGUUUGAAGUGACUGUAAAAGCACCAGAGACAGUGAGUGUUGCUGAUGAGAAAAUGACAAUAAGAGUUUGUGGACAGUACACAUAUGGAAAGCCUGUCGCUGGUAAAUCGUGGAUAGAAGUGUGUCGACAUCCUUCACCUUACAUCUACAACAGUAACAUCAUUUCAGUGUGUUUCAAUGACAUCACAGAGAUGAAAGAAACAGGCUGUGCCGUCCAUUCCUUUAAUGUAUCUGCCUUUACACUAAACAAUCAACUACAAAAUUCUCUUCAUGUUGAUGUGAAAGUAACAGAAGAAGGAACAGGGACCAUCAUGACAAAAUCUGAAUCUAUACUUCUCACUUAUGAAAUUGGCAAAGUCGCAAUUACUGACCUGCCCACAACGUACAAACAUGGAUCAGUUAUAGACGGAAAAAUCAAAUGUACAGAUUUCAAAGAAUCACCAGUUCCUAACAAAGACGUGUAUCUUUUUGUAAGGGAAAACUGGUCCCCAAAACUGCUGUUCAAUCUCACUACAGACAGUGAUGGACUGGCUGCUUUCUUACUAAACACAUCAACUCUGCCUGAAACAGAUAUUACUCUGAUUGCAAGUGCACAUCCAAAUUCUUAUUAUGACUAUGGCAAGCCUCACUUCUCUAGGGAUGAAAAAAUAGUUUUGCCCUUUCGGACGGUCACUCCAUAUACACCAACAUUAAGUGAACUGACUAUAGAACAUCAUAAUGAACCUUUAAAGUGUGAUUCUGAGUUUCCAGUCACCAUUAAGUAUUAUUUCAUUGGUGAAUCUAUUGAUGAUUUCAGCACUGACAUUGUCUAUAUGGUUUUGUCCAGAGGAGUGAUAGUUCAUCAUGGCUAUGAGAAGGUUAACGUGCAGACUUCUAAUGGAGCAGCGAAUGGCUCAGUGUCAUUCAAACUAUCUGUUGGAGCAGAUCUGAGUCCAGCUGUACAGAUUCUAGCGUACUGUCUGCUGCCCAGUCACAAGGUAGUCGCUGCCAGUAAAACUUUCAACACUGAAAAGUGCUUCAAUAACAAGGUGUCUGUGCAGUUUUCUCCUGCUUCAGCAGUUCCAGGUGAAGAAAACACUGUACAGGUGUCAGCUCAGCCUGGUUCACUGUGUGCUCUUAGUGCUGUAGAUCAAAGUGUCCUCAUCAUGAAACCAGGAAAACGUCUGAAUACAGAAAAGGUCUUCAGUCUGCUGCCUGUGCAGUCAGUAUCAGAUUAUCCUUAUCAAAUUGAGGACACAGAGUUUAAAUGUCUUAAAGUUAGGCCCCGUAGAGCUGCACCAGCAGAAAAUGCUUAUGAAAGUCUGAAGAAAGUGGGAUUAAAGAUGGCAACAAAUCGUUUUGUGAGACAUCCUCAUUGCCUAAUCUACCAAGGCAUGCAAUAUCACCAACGCUCUAUAUUUGUGUAUUCAGACAUGAAUGGCGUGGCAUUCUCAAGAGGAAUGGGAGGAUCACCACUUGCACAUGAUAACACCCUACCACCACCACCACCUCCUGUGGAGACAGUUCGGACCUUCUUCCCAGAAACAUGGAUCUGGCAACUCAGUGAAGUAGGGGACUCAGGAUCAACACAGGUUCCUGUGAAGGUUCCUGACACCAUCACCACCUGGGAGACGGAGGUCUUCUGUCUGUCCUCUGAAGGUCUGGGUCUGGCUCCUCCUGCUCAGCUGACAGUUUUCCAGCCCUUCUUCCUGGAGCUCUCUCUGCCUUACUCCAUCAUCCGUGGAGAGAUCUUUGAGCUGAAGGCCACCGUCUUCAACUAUCUGUCCAAGUGCAUCAUGGUUACAGUAACUCCAGCUCCGUCCUCAGACUUCACUCUUAAAGCCUCCUCUGAUGAUCAGUAUUCAUCCUGUCUAUGUGCUAAUGGAAGAAAAACAUUUAAAUGGAUUCUCACUCCUUCUGUUCUUGGAGUGUUGAAUAUUACAGUGAGUGCAGAGGCAGAGCAGUCACAGACUGUGUGUGACAAUGAGAUUGUGAGCGUGCCGGAGAGAGGACGCAUUGACAUAGUUACUCGAAGUCUCCUUGUACAGGCUGAAGGAACUGAAAAGACAGAAACUCACAGCUGGUUACUCUGUCCAAAGGACAACAGUCUGUCAGAAGAGCUUGAUCUGACUCUUCCUAAAGAUGUGAUAGAGGGAUCAGCCAGAUCUUCUGUUUCAGUCAUUGGAGACAUAUUGGGUCGUGCGCUGCAGAAUCUUCAUGGAUUAUUACGGAUGCCGUACGGCUGUGGAGAACAAAACAUUGCUGUUCUUUCUCCCAAUAUUUACAUUUUACAGUAUCUGGAGAACACGGAGCAGCUCACCUCAAACAUCAGAGAGAAAGCAACAGGCUUCCUGAAGAGUGGUUAUCAGAGACAACUGAACUACAGACAUGACAGUGGUGCAUACAGCACAUUUGGUUAUGGGGAUGAGAACACAUGGUUGACAGCUUUUGUCCUGAGAUCUUUUGGCAAAGCACAGAAAUACAUCUUCAUUGAUCCACAUGUUAUUCAGAGUGCAAAGGAUUGGUUAAUAAGAGGACGGAGUUCAGACGGCUGUUUUAUUCAACAGGGAAGUUUGUUCAACAACAGAAUGAAGGGUGGAGUAAAUGAUAACGUGACCAUGACUGCCUACAUCACUGCAUCACUGCUUGAACUGGAAACUCCAGUGACAGAUCCUGUGCUCACUCAAGGUUUGUCCUGUUUGAGGUCCGUCAUUGGGAAUCUUAAAAACACUUACAGCACUGCGCUGCUUGCCUACACUUUCAGUCUGGCGAGAGACACGGACACCCGACAGCAGCUUUUAAAAGAGCUCGACACUGUUGCCAUUUCAGAUGGAGGUCUCCUGCACUGGACUCAGAUGGGAUCUAGUGAUGAUUCUGGUUCUCUGGCAGUGGAGAUCAGCUCAUAUGUUCUGUUAGCGGUUCUCACAACAGAUUCAGUCACUACAGCUGAUCUGGGAUAUGCUAACAGGAUUGUCAGCUGGCUCGUGAAGCAGCAGAACGCCUAUGGAGGAUUCUCCUCUACACAGGACACAGUUGUGGCUCUUCAGGCUUUGUCUCUGUACGCCACCAAAGUGUUCAGCUCUGAUGGUUCCAGCACAGUGACGGUUCAGUCAGCAGGAGACUCUCACAGCUUUGAUGUGAAUCUGGACAACAAGUUACUGUAUCAGGAGAAGAAACUGAACAACGUUCCAGGCAAAUACAGUAUUGAAGUGAAGGGAUCAACCUGUGUGUCUGUGCAGAUGGCUCUGUUCUACAACAUUCCCACCCCCAGUGAGGAUAAAUCAUUGACUGUUGAAGCUACAUUUGAGGCUGAUUGCAAAAAGUCAUACGGACAACAGCAUAAUUUGAACUUCACUGUGAAAUAUAAUGGUCCACAGGAAAAUACUAACAUGGUCAUUGUGGAUAUUAAACUCUUAUCAGGAUUCACGGCUGUUACGUCAUUGCUUGGCACACCUCAGCUGUUUGUACCUCUUGUGGAGAGGGUCGAUUCUAAAGAUGAUCAUGUCAUUGUUUAUUUGAAGGCGGUUCCAAAAAAUAUUCCCAUGAAUUAUCAGAUACAAUUAAAGAAGGUUCUUCCAGUGAAAAAUCUCAAGCCAGCUGUCAUUAAAGUCUAUGAUUACUACCAAACAAGUGAUCAGUCUGAGAGUGAGUACUCUUUUCCCUGUGAAUAAACUUCAGUACUGCAGUUUGGAUAAAGUUCUAAAUGAAUACAUACAUGUUUUUCAUUGUAACCUUAUAUGUUCAGUUACUUUGCUCUUUAUUCUUGGCAAUUAAAAAAAUAAAGAUUUGCUGUUU
Messenger RNA from Triplophysa rosa, 4707 nucleotides. RefSeq names its product alpha-2-macroglobulin-like. Bases 231 to 4583 code for a protein of 1450 amino acids. Gene Ontology annotation, cellular component: extracellular region. Lineage: Eukaryota; Metazoa; Chordata; Actinopteri; Cypriniformes; Nemacheilidae. The record is from RefSeq and is a predicted model, not a curated record. The transcript is spliced from 36 exons. Gene Ontology annotation, molecular function: endopeptidase inhibitor activity.